AUGUCGCUCAUCAACUCAGCCAAAUUGUUUUUCGAUUACAUCUAUGUGGUCCUGAUAACGCCAUGGUUACUCUCACAUUUCCUUUUCGACAUUACCCUCUGCCUCAUUCCAUAUCUUCGACCCUCACGAAAAUGGUCCCUCAAUCAAGCCGUCCGCGUACGCCUUAUUCGUCUCGUACUUCUCUACUGGUCGCUCACCAAGUACGGAGACCGAUUGAAACUUGAUCCUAAACGGGAGAAGAACAGAUUCGAAGUAGUCUCUCCACGAUCGCCCAAGCUCUACAGAGGAAUUCUUUCAGAUUAUAUUGUGCGACCCGCACAGCUUGGAAUGACUUGGACGCCAGCACGACCACCACCAGCGGGACUUGUCAAUUCUAAUAUGGUCGUGGCGUUGCACUUCCAUGGUGGAGGUUAUGUUAUUGGGAAUGGUCGUGAUGAAGAUACUGGGUUCCUCGCAAAAACUCUUGUGAAAUACAUGGGCUGUACUCAUGUCUGCACACCACAGUACCGUCUCUCGAGUAGCAACAACGGUCACUUUCCUGCGCCUCUUCAGGAUGCCCUCACUGCUUAUCUAGAUCUGAUCAAGAACAAGGGCAUUCCUGCAAGUCAAAUUGUUUUGUCAGGGGAUUCAGCUGGAGCCAACCUGGCACUUGCUUUGGUACGAUACAUCCACGAAUACGGAAAAGUCGACGACGUUCCAUUCCCCAGAGCCAUGGCUCUUUGGUCACCUUGGGUAGACAUUGCAGGUGCUUUAGAGCAGGACGUCAAACAGUCACCCAACUACAAGACAGACUAUCUAAACAUGUACUUUGCGCGCUGGGGUGCAGCUACCAUCUCAGGUUGUGGAGCAAUCGACCCCGCAGGCCCAUACCUUUCACCACUACGUAACCCGUUCAGCCUCGAAGAGUCCCUACCGGUAUACGUCAACGCAGGAGGAGGCGAAGUUCUAUGCGAUGAUAUCAAGAACUUCUGCCAACGCUACGAGAAGCAUGGUUGGCAUAUCCACUUGGACGUGUCUGAAGAGUGUCCUCAUGACAUUCUACUGUUGGGAAACACAAUGGGGUUCGGUGCCGAGGCAAAGAAGGCAGCUGAGAAUGCUAGAAGAUUCUUGAAUGCGAGUGCGGGGUUGAAGCUGCAGAUCUACGCCCCGAGGGAGGUCUGA
Fusarium poae is the source of this 1161-nucleotide messenger RNA. RefSeq lists its product as uncharacterized. Gene Ontology annotation, molecular function: hydrolase activity. The record is from RefSeq and is a predicted model, not a curated record. Bases 1 to 1161 code for a protein of 386 amino acids. The transcript has a single exon. Lineage: Eukaryota; Fungi; Ascomycota; Sordariomycetes; Hypocreales; Nectriaceae.